Messenger RNA from Cynara cardunculus var. scolymus (artichoke), 721 nucleotides. RefSeq lists its product as uncharacterized. The transcript has a single exon. Lineage: Eukaryota; Viridiplantae; Streptophyta; Magnoliopsida; Asterales; Asteraceae. The coding region runs from base 1 to 558 and encodes 185 amino acids. The record is from RefSeq and is a predicted model, not a curated record.
AUGACCGUCAUCUCAGUACCCCUACUUCUCCACCCUCUUAAUUUCUUCUAUAUAAACAAACUCAGUCCUCCACAAUCAAUCAACACUCUGCCAGCCAUGGCUGUCGACGACUCCUUCAAAAAACCAGGUGCUGUUCCAUUCAAGUGGGAGAUCCGACCAGGUGUGCCCAAGCUUCCAGAACACGACCAACCAACACCGUCUAACCACCACCUCAAACCACCACCAGCCACUCCAACCCCGCUGUUCCGUUUCCCGUCCUCACCAUGGACCACCCAAUCCAAUGGCUUCUGUUUCGACAACCCUAUAAUGGUUGGAGGACCCGAAGUUGUAUCAUCGUCGGGUUGCUUUCCAUCCCGAAAAAGAGACCAAAGGAAAACAAACAAGCUCCAUGUAUACAAAUCGGACCUGGACACGUUGUCCCAAUGGUCUAUGUCCACUCAAAAGUCGCCGUCACCGUUUCGUGACUCACCCUUCUCAUCCUCUUCUUUCUCAUCCAGCUACCUUUCAUCUCCGUGGAUGGUGAGCGAUGUGGAAUGGGCAGGGUUUGGUCUCUUUUGAAGCUAGCUAUCACAAAGUAAAUACUCUCGAUACAUAAGAGAUGAAGCAACUUGAAUCGACCAUGAUCAUCCAGUCAUUUCAUGUCGAUUUCGGUAUCAAGGUUUCUUGUUCAAAUUUUGAAAUAAAUGUUUGUUUGUUGACAUCGGUAACUCGUGUAAAGCUA